Molecule: messenger RNA, 570 nt
Organism: Plasmopara halstedii
Lineage: Eukaryota; Oomycota; Peronosporomycetes; Peronosporales; Peronosporaceae
Exons: 1
Coding region: 1-570 (189 amino acids)
Source: RefSeq, a predicted model, not a curated record
AUGGGUGGUCUCAUGAUGGCUGGUGCUCUGGCAAAUGGACAAUGCUCGUUUGCAUCAAGCACUACAUGGGUGAGUUUAAGUGCGCCGAUGGGUGGUAGCAUGGGUUCCGACUACGUCCAGGAUGCUUGCAGAGGAAAAAACGCAUUUAUUCAGGCAGUAGUCAAUCUAAUUGGACAAUGCCCUGUCAACAAUUCCACCCUGGGGCUUGCUUACCAGGACGAGAGAUUCUGCACGUCAGCUCUUAAUGAGGCAUUUGCUGCCGCUCAGGACGCAUUUCGUUCAAAUGUUCAUGCUGCAAUAUGCAGCGACAACUACUCGGGCCUGCUUUCAAUCGAACAGCUAAAGUACUCGCUGGGAGGCUCCUUCGUCAGUCACAAAUCGAAGCAAAAUGAUGGUAUUGUUGAGUUCUCGAGCUGCGCGAAAGGUCUUGAGAUGUCCAAGUUUGGUAGUACAUAUAGCGACACUUUCUACUUGACCCAGCUAAAUCACGCUGACACAACUUUUCGCUAUGGCGAUUCGCUGUUUUCGAAUUCGCAAAAGCCAGUUAAGUGGUUUGAGUGCUUGUUGUGA